AUGCGUCCUGCGUUGGAGGCCAUUUAUGGCAUCAUCGGCCUGGAGCAGGAAGCCUGUCACUGGACUCAGGCAUCCUGUUCUUUCAGCUUCUGCGAGUUAGUUCAAUGCCCACUACCCCCUGAGAGUGGAGGGCCCCUGGCUGGCACCCAGCUUCCAGAGCAGGGGCUGGGGGAGGGCUGUCAGGAAGGAGGCCUGGCCAUCUGGGCGCUGAAGAACCGGAGGGCCCGGCUGGGCGUGCUGCUCAGCUUUGCGCUGCUGGCGGCCGCCGUGGCCAGCGACUACUGGUACCUCCUGCAGGUGGCGGACGCCGGCAACCACAGCGGCCACGGGCAGCUCUCCUCCCACUCGCGGCUCUGGCGCAUCUGCGAAGGGCAGAACAGCUGCAUCCCCCUGAUUGACCCCUUUGCCAGCGAGAGCCUGGGUGCCUCCACCUUGGUGCAGCGCCUCAUCUCGCUGCACCGAGCCCUCGUGGUGGUCCUGCCCCUGAGCCUUGUCCUCAUCGUGUGCGGCCGGAUCUGUGGCCUUCUCAGCUCCCUGGCCCGCAUGCCUCUGCUGCUCUGCACGGGCUGCCGCUUCUUGUUGGGGGGCGCCCUGACCCUGGCAGGGGUCAGCACCUACAUCAGCUACUCACACCUGGCCUUUGCUGGGAGCCCCCGGCACAUGCAGGACAUCCGCAUCAGCUUUGGCUGGUCUGCGGCGCUGGCCCGGGGCUCCUGUCCCUCAGCGGCACUCAGCGGCAUCCUCCUGCUCACGGCGCCCGCGCCCUCAGCCUGAGCCGCAGCCGGGCGCCCCCCACUCUGUGGUCAUCUGAGUCCCAGGCAGGCAGGUCAUGGGAGAGGGGCUCGGUUUCCCUGUGCAUCUCCUGAGAUUGGGUGGGACCUGAGUCAGGCGGAAAAGCUGCCCCGGUCCUCAGGAGGGGGCAGUUCGAGAGAGAAGCAGGCCUCUGUCCCUGUCCCGGUGCCGCUACUCCUGCUGAGGGGCCGGCGCUCCAGGACCCCAUCCUUGUCUGCAGCGCCCUGGGGGAUGUCUGUGAUUGCCAGGGCCGUGUGGGCCCCUCAACAAGCAGGUUCAGGGCCCUCCUGA
Molecule: messenger RNA, 1083 nt
Organism: Balaenoptera musculus (blue whale)
Lineage: Eukaryota; Metazoa; Chordata; Mammalia; Artiodactyla; Balaenopteridae
Gene: TMEM235
Product: transmembrane protein 235
Cellular component (GO): apical plasma membrane
Source: RefSeq, a predicted model, not a curated record